CGAAGGGACGUUGAACUCCAUUUGUGGUUCCAAAAAAACAAAAUGGUUAUGUUGAAAGAAUGUAGUUUUAGAGUGUGUUUUGUUGUAUAUUUUUAGAGUGUGUUGUGUUGUAUGAUAGAUGUAUAUAUAUAUAUAGUAAUUUGGUUAAAAAAAAAACAUAAAAUUUAGUCAAUAUAUCCGUUGGAAUACAACGGCUAUAUGUUUGAAUUGUGUGUUGAGUGGGCAACGAGAAGAGGUUGGGCAAGAGGGGGUCGCCACCCAAGUCGCCCCCGGGGGCGGUGUUCCAGGCGAUACCAGGCGACCUGGGGGUGGGAGUCGCCCCACUACACUCAGUCUAAAGUACUACAACAGUGAGAGGCAUUUUGAAACUGACGAGUAUGACAAAUAUUUUCGACUGGUUUACAACCAAAAAAGCAGUCACUAAAGAGCAGUCGCAAAAGAAACGAUUGCAAAUUCCAAUCACAUAUUUUGCGAUUGCAAAAGCAAUCACUAAAUUCAGUAGCAAAAUAACUUCCCUGCACAAAACUGUCUCCAAAUAACAUUACCCAUGAAGGUUUUGCGACCACAUUUUCGGUCAUAAUUCAGUCGUAAAUAGCCUAUUGCGGCUUAUUUGCAAUUCAAAAUAUAGUUAAUACCCAAUUUCUAAAAGUGGUAACAAUACACGUAAAUAAUAUCUCACAAAAGAAGAACAAACAGAUCUUAUCAUUUAAAAUAAUGUUAACAAAAGACGGCAUAACAUACGAUGGAAUUAUAUAUAUAUAUAUAUAUGGAACAUUAAGUCUAACUACUUUUUGAAUCAUUCUUGUCCAUUGGAUGAUGCUGAAAAUAAACCUUGACCCUCUAAACUCCUAUUUUUAACUGCUAACAUAGCAAUUCACAGUAAUUUCAUAGUCUCGACAUUUUUCUGCUCAUGUUCUCCACAAAUCAUGUUUCCUAAUCUGGUCCACGUUCUAAUUGUUCCAACUCUCAUGUUUGCUUUAUAACCUCAUUCAAACUCCGCAAAACCACCGUUCUGCUCCUGUUCGUCUGCCUUCCUUCUCCAAUGGCGGCUAAGGAUCUGAAGAUUCAAUCUAUAACAGGUAAUACCAGUAAUUCAUGUGAAAUCGGGAUUCUAGGGUUCAGAUUUUGUCAGAUUCUCGCCGCCAUCGCUAAGGCCUUACUGUUCUCCGCCCCAGCCCAACCUACCUGCCAGAAACCGAGACGGAAGAGGAAGAAAAUGAGGGAGUAAUUUCGGAUUUCGAAGCUUCAGUUUCCAACGAAGUUCAUCGGGUGACAAUCCGAACAUCACGUGCUCUGUUUCGGAUAUGGUUUCUAAAUCAGUCUUCUAUAUGAGGCUUUGGUGUCUAGAUGAAUAUUGCUAUUGUGAAUGAGGUUAUACUCACAGGGGAGUCUACCCCCCAAUGGAAGGUUGUUUUCUCUUUCAAGUUGCUUUUUAAUUUUUUUUUUUCAAAUUUCAGUAGUGGUAUUUUAUUUUACUUUUAUGCCUUACACAAGUACUAACUUAUGCAUUCAUGUGUGGUUUUAAUGGAGUAAACUUGUGUGAAACGGUAACAAGUAUAUGUUUAACAGGUUUCGCCUAAUACAACGUUGCCGGUGAGAACGAUUUGUAUGGAGUUCCUGAAGUGAUGGGUGUGAUCUGUUGGCUGCUGGUGCACUUCCAGUUGCAUAUGAAACAUCUCAUGUGGCAUUAGUUCAUAGAGCCAACUUCAAAUAUGGCUAACCCUUUCCUAGAUAAUCAUACAAAUUUGUGCUUUAAAUUUGAUUACUUCUUUUCAGCUUUAUUUUUUUACAAAAAAAUCUUACUACAUGAAAGAUUGUUCUAUGGAUCCAAACGAGACUGCCCAGAAGCUUUUAUUGCAAGAUCCGUUUCAUGAAGUAAGGAGGAUGCGUGACCACAAGAAAGAGGUAAGAGGAAUAAGCGAACGGUUAAAGUUAUGGUAUGGUAAAGUGAUGUGCUUUACGCGUCUGAAUGUUGUUAAGGAAUCUACGGAGACUAGGUGGAAACCUGGGAUGCAGGGUCGGGGAAGCAGGGGUGGUAGGGGGAACUACUCGUCUCGCCACAAUUCUCAUGAUGCGGGCAGUAACAAGAAUGCUCCAUCUGGAAAAGAAAGUGAGAUCAACCAUGUUGCAGAUGACGGUGUAAUUCUGCCUGCACCUCAGGAUAAGAAGAGUAAAGAGAUAACCGUGGUUCCAAGUUCUUGCAUAGUUGCUGAGAAAAGUAGUACCAUACCAGCAAGUGGUAUCAAUGAAUCUGAAGUCAAAAUCUUGACUGCUGCUUUGGGAGAUUUGUCUGCUUCAGAUUCUGUUCUUAUGCCAUCACAGGAUUCCCAACCUCCUGUUGGUACAAUUAGCCUUGAAGUUGGAAGUCAACAAACUCCUCUCGAAAAAGUCAACGAGGAUUUCGUCAAGAUUGAAAGCAAAACUGCCUCUGUAUUGGAUGUCGGGAGCUCCUUCAUGCAAGGAAAGAUGUUUCAAGGAGACGGGCCUCAUAACAGGCCACAGCAAGUAAUUGGGCCUUAUAAGGUCGCUCCUGUUAAGGAAUGGAAACCAAAACUGACAAAUCCUAUUAUUCCUGCUCAAGCACUUGUGACGGAGGUGCCAGCUAUUCCCAUUUCCGUUCCCGUUGAAGCUCCUCCGUCAUCAACGACAGAAUCCGGUAUUCCAGAGUCAAAGGAAUCACGCAACCACCUUCAUGUUCCCGAAGCUGAGAAACUAGGGUUCUGCUUUGGAAGCUUUGAUGCUUCUUUUGGGCUUAAUUCAAACACCUUAAGCGGGCCUGGUGGGCCUGGCCCUAUGAUUGACGAGAAUCGAUCUAUUUCCGAGGCUUUUGAGGAGACCACUGAACAUAUAGAGGAACAGACUAACAGGGAUCAAGAUGUGUUGGCAACUGCUGAUGAUGGCAAUAAUCUUGACCGUCCACCAUCCUCUGUUGAUGUACCUGAAGGUGAUGUGUCAUAUAACGUGGGCCCUGAGCACGCCGAAUCCAAGCAAGAGACUUCACUCCCGGUGCCAGGUCAUCAAUAUCCGGUGGUUCAUCCUUCUUCGAACAUAGUUUAGUUUGAGACGAAUCAUUUUUAGUUAUGUGUCAAUAGUUGGCUUGAAUUGAUGAAUUAUUUUCAUACCAAUACACUAUUUGAAACAAUUAAUGUUUUCUCUAGGGUGAACGCAAAGAAAAGAAUACUUGUGUUAGACUAUCCA
Molecule: messenger RNA, 3198 nt
Organism: Helianthus annuus (common sunflower)
Lineage: Eukaryota; Viridiplantae; Streptophyta; Magnoliopsida; Asterales; Asteraceae
Product: GBF-interacting protein 1
Exons: 10
Coding region: 1807-3057 (416 amino acids)
Source: RefSeq, a predicted model, not a curated record